Vidua chalybeata is the source of this 1186-nucleotide messenger RNA. RefSeq names its product cytochrome c oxidase assembly protein COX20, mitochondrial. Lineage: Eukaryota; Metazoa; Chordata; Aves; Passeriformes; Viduidae. Gene Ontology annotation, cellular component: mitochondrial inner membrane; mitochondrion. The record is from RefSeq and is a predicted model, not a curated record. Gene Ontology annotation, biological process: mitochondrial respiratory chain complex IV assembly. Bases 174 to 527 code for a protein of 117 amino acids. The transcript has 4 exons.
UUCGCGCUGGAAUCUCGCUCCGCGCCGGGACCUAAAAUGGCGCCGGCGCGCCCGCCCCGCCCCUUCCGCGGGCGCCAUAGAGACGGGGCGGGCAGAGCGGCCUCCCUUCGGCGCCGCUCUGUACGCGGGCGCAGCCCGGCUCGCUGGUGCGGGCGGGAAGGCGCUGCCGCGGCAUGGCGGGCGAGGGCGACUCUGAGCCGGGGAAGUCCUUUAAACUCCUGGGAUUUCUCGAUGUUAAAAAUAUCCCAUGUGCACGCGACUCAGUGCUCUAUGGCUCCUUGGGGUCUUUAGUUAUGGGUCUUGGACAUUUUUUAGCAACUAGUAGAGUUAGAAGAUCUUGUGAUGUUGCAGUUGGUAGCUAUAUUUGCACAAUGUUAGGAUACUGGUUUUACUGCAGGUACAACUUGGCCCAGCAAAGGAUCCGGCAAAGAAUGCUUAAAGAAGGAAUGAAAAACAGAAUGUUAUUUGAAGGCAGUUAUCUUGAUCCAGAAAAGAAACAAACUGGCAGUGAAAGAAGCGAUUCAUAGGUUGCUCUGGAAGAGUUGCGGUUUAAUACAUCUUUGGGAAAAGGUGGUCCAAAAAAAAGUCAGUCUACACUGCAGGCCUGUGAGGUGUCUGAAACUGGUAAAUCAUGGUUUUCCUAGCAAAUCUGAGCAGGAUAUUCAUAGUGAAUCUGUUAAGUCAGUACAAGCCUUGCUUUGUUUAAUGUAUGUAUGUGACUGCACACAUUUGGAAUGACAUCCUGUUAAACAUCUGGGAGCUGGUGUGUUCUCUUCAAGGUCUCAGAGGAGUAACGACAGUGAUUUGGGACUGCUUUAACUUCCAUUAUAAACAGAGUGUGGUUUGUUUUAGCAGAGUUGUAAUUACAUCUCAUUUAAAUACAGGAAAAUAUUUCCGUCACCUCUCGAGUAAAUGUGUCCUUCAGUGCUAUUAUUAACAGUGCUGUUUGUAAAACAGGAAUAUUUAAACAGUAGGAGAAGGCUUUGCUUCUGCAAGGUGGGUGAUAAUCAGCAGCCUUUGUAAGAUUUCAGCUGCAGGAUAACCAGAUAACAUACAUGCACUGUGAAGCUGAAGGAUGUCCAUCUUUGCUCUGUUUGAAACUAUGAAUAAAAUCACACUUCAGAGCAGUCUAAACUAUGUAAGUAAAUAAUUUUUUACUUCAUUAAAAAUUUUGUGACUUAAGACA